AUGGCCGGCCCUGUAAAUCCCUUUGCUGGCCUCGGCCAGAAAGAUGGGCCAGCCGGUUCAGCAGGACGUGGACGCGGUGGACCAUCUGGCCGACCUUAUCAAACCAAAGCCGCUAAUACGUCACGCGAAACCAAAGUUCGAGGCCGGGGACGAGGGACUUUAUCAGCAACAAGGUCUGGGCGGGGGCAAGGAAGGGGCGCUGCCUCAGCGAACAAUACCUGGCGCAACAAGUCAGAUUCACCGUCGGGUUCUGUAGGACCGAUUACCUCGCCUUUCGCACAACUUAAGCAAACGGCACCUGCUUCGUCGCCCUUUGGCGGCCAGACAUUGCAGCAGAAGGCGUCUCCUACAGGGUUUGGAAAGGCCUCGCCGGUGCCGUUUGCUGCCCCCAACUUCGAUGGCAAUGGCGUCGGCUUCGGUACGGGUUUCAGCCAAGGGCCCUCCCACCAGCCCUCGCCUUCCAAUAACGGAUCCAGCGUUCCCGUCGAAGAACUGUCGCAUAUGAGCAGCUAUACCGAGCGUUACGAACAGCUUAAACUCGCUAGAACCAAGGAACGGGAAAAGGCCAUUAGGGAAGGGCAGAUGGCAGAUCCAAAUCAACCGACUUCCUUGAAUCAAGCCAUUACGCCCGUAGGCACGUGUACGAGCAUGUGCCCUGAAUUCGAAAGAGUGGAACGUAUAGUUCAGAAGAUGGUCGACAAAAGCGAGAAGUUUCUGCAUCCCGCAACGAAUUCGCUACAGAAUAUGGAACUGAAGAUGCUAAAACGGUUCAGAAGAUCCGCAGCCGGCUAUGAUGAACAGCUUCCGUCAGACAUUCGAACACCCAAGACCCUCCUUCAGACCAUGAACUACCUCAUACGGCACGUCAUUGAUGGGCCCGAGCCUCUUGGACUUAUCCAUAAGUUCGUAUGGGACCGAACUCGCUCCAUCCGUAAUGAUUUCUCUGUCCAGCAGCUCACACAGGAGGAUCAUGUGAAGAUGGCGGUAACAUGCCUAGAGAGAAUUGCUCGGUUCCACAUCAUAUCACUACAUCUGCUGUCGAGCCCUGCGAAUGAUGAGCCUUUUGAUCGCCAUCAGGAACGCGAGCAGCUGAACAACACGAUGUUGUCACUGAUGUACUACUAUGAUGACAAUAGAGGCCGGAUCGCCUUUCCGAACGAAGACGAGUUCAGAGCCUACUAUAUCAUCUUCUCGAUUCAUGACCAACGGCCUGAUUUGGAGGCUCGUGUCCAGAAGUGGCCCGCGGAGCUGAGGAACUCACCCCGGGUUCAAAUCGCCCUGGAAUUGUUUGCUGCUGCCGGGAAUACAUGGGAGUAUCAGGGUACUCUCGAUGCGAAGCGGCCAAACGCGAUCGCGCAAGGCUUCUACGCACGGUUCUUUAACAUCAUUGAUUCGCCAAAUGUUUCCUAUCUCACAGCCUGCGUUGCAGAGAUCUACUUCAACCACAUGCGUCAGACCGCUAUUCGAUCCAUCUGGAAAGGAUACUGUCGCUAUCCUGCAUCCCAACAGCACAAGAACGAAGAAUGGACUCUUGACGAGCUGACGACAGUUCUUUGCUUUGAUGACCACGAACAGACUAUCAAGUUCUGUGAAGACCAAGGCUUGGAAUUUGCCGAGAACGCUAAUGGUGAUCUUUAUCUUAACUGGGGCAGUCGUCCAAUUGAUACAGUCGCCUUUCAGCCGUCGUCAGAUCACUCAUUCUCGGAACAGCAUGUUGAGUCAAAGCGUGCAGGCAGAACACUGGCUGCCAUCAUCCUUGGCCUCAACAUCAAAGAAGCUGCAAAUCUCGGAAUGGUCGAUAUAUCUCAUUUGUCCGAGCGCAUUCCUGCGUUGCCCGCGCCUAUGACUACGAAUGACGAUUCGCUUUUCGUGAGCGACGAUGAUAACGUCUCUCAAUCGUUCAACUCUAAAACGGCUGGGUCUCCUUCACAAGAAGAGAGCCCACGCGAUUCGCCGAGCUCAGCAUCUAGCCUUCAGAACGCAUUCGCGGGAUUUUCACAGCCUGAAACUUCGCAUCCACCGGCUUUUGCGUUUGCUCCUAAUCCGACUCCACAACCAUCACAGCCCUUUGGUGCGCAGCAACAGACAUUCUCGUCGCCAUUUCCGCCUAGUAGCACAGCCAAUGCUUUUGGGGCACCUCCAAGUGUACCUCCAAAUCCUUUUGCAAAUGUUAUGCAGUCAUCCACCCUAUCGAAAAGCCCCCCGAAAGAAUGCAUUACAGCCUUCACACCUCCGCCCGCAAAUCAACAGCCGAACACCCUCUUUGCCCCUGCACCGAGCCCAGUUGCAUUACAAGACACACAAAAGCCUUCCGUAUUCCCUACUACCACACCUUUCAGCUUCGCGAAUGCCGUCAACACUACUACCGCCCCGACAUCACCAUUCAGUACCCCUACAGUUUCUUUCGGCCCAAAGUCCGACCAAGCCAACGUAGCGGCUGCUGGCCAGCCCACACCUACGCCCUUCAGCACAGUAAAGGGGCCGAACGCCCCAGGGACAUCUAAUUCGAUCUUCAGUUUCUCUAACGAAAGCAUAACUUCUGCUGACGCAACCCCCCCUCAACCUCAAACAACCUUACAACCUUUUGCAGCUGCAUCACCGCCAUUUACGAAUACAUCUGCCUCGGAGAAGCAAGAGCAAUCUCGCAUUUUCUUCUCCCCGCCGCGUCGUGUGCCAUCCGACACCGCGUCCCAAACCCAACUGGGCAGUCCGUCAGUCGAAGAGAAACAAUCAACCCCCUCUGAUGAGAAGACCGCUGUUCCUUUCAAGAAGGAGGUCUCGCCUGAACCGUCAGUUGCAGAAAAGCAUAUAUCACUCCCAAGCAAUGACAUUUCCAGAGAGUCGCUGCACUCAUCGACUGCUGAAGAACCGGAAGCAACGAACGCCCUUAUUGAUGGAGAGCGUUCAGCCCAGCCAGUUGAGGUGGAAAAGGAACACGAGCCUGUAUCUGUUGAAACGCCCGUUGAAGAACCAUCUGCCGAAACUGACGAUGAUUCGCGGCGUUCUGCGUGGUUAUCCGCUCUGAAAGGAGCUGCUGACAGAAGACGAGAAACUGUAGCUAAUGGACGUAAGCGAGUCCACGAGGAGCCAGAAGAACCAAAACUCGUGGAUAGCGGACCUAAAGCGCAGAAACUGCAAAAAGCUGAAGUGCCCACUCCGCAGAAGAAGUCCAUGGCACUUGCAUCUACGAAACCUCUACCAAAGCUUCCAAUUCUGGAACAGAUCGAAUCCAUGACCGCCAGAAAGCCGGUGGAACCCAAGCCCGAGGCGCCGAAAUCGGUUCAAGUUGACGAAGAUGAGCUGCUUUUAUCUGCUGCCCGUAUUGCCGCCGAAUCAUUAAGAAGUGGACCCAAACUCCUCGAUGGGUGGUCUACAUCCUACGAGCCCCGAAGCUCUUCCUUCAGCCCCGGGGCUAGUCUAUCAUCUUCUGUUGCAUUCUCCAGAAGCCAGUCCCCCCAAUCAUCAUCCUACAUCAAUGGCUAUGAGGUCUCGCUAGCCCCAGAUACGGAUCUCGGACUUGGCCGUACGUUGUCUCGAACCGAGCAACGAAUCCGACUGACAGGAGCUAAGGGUCUGGCGUACAAGCCGUUGGAUUUCACUCCUGACAAGAAACGGAAAUCUCGCUAG
Aspergillus luchuensis is the source of this 3627-nucleotide messenger RNA. Its product is annotated as putative leucine permease transcriptional regulator (SAC3). The transcript is spliced from 6 exons. Gene Ontology annotation, biological process: mRNA export from nucleus. Bases 1 to 3627 code for a protein of 1208 amino acids. The record is from RefSeq and is a predicted model, not a curated record. Lineage: Eukaryota; Fungi; Ascomycota; Eurotiomycetes; Eurotiales; Aspergillaceae. Gene Ontology annotation, cellular component: transcription export complex 2; nucleus; cytoplasm.